GAGAUCUCUUGGGUGGAUUGAGCUCAACGAUUGUCCAAAUAUUAUAAGUUUUGGGAUGAAGGAGGAGGUGCAUAAUGGACAACCCACAAAUUCAACCGCUUCUAAUUUUCAUUUAUUUCUUACAAACUCUGGCCUAUCAAAAUCAAAUUUCUUGGGGCCAUUUCAUUUCUUUCCCAAACUGGGCUAUUUAGAUCUAUUAGGCAGUGAUAUCGUAAGCAUUCCUUCAAGCAUCAAAACAUAUGUUAGAUUGUGGUAUGUUUCAUUGAAUGAUUGCAAGCAACUUCAAGAAAUCAAAGAGUUUCCACCGAAUCUAAAAGUCGUAAGUGCUAGUGGAUGCAUAUCACUGGAAAGUUUACCAGAAAUAUCAAAAGAAUUCAAUUUCCCACGGCUAGAAUGGAUUGGCUUGGCCAGAUGCUAUAAAGUGAAUAUGGAAAAUUGGAUGUCAAAUCCUGCAUGGAAUCAAGUUGAGAUGAUAUUUCCGGGAAAGAAGAUUCCAGAUUGGUUCAGCCAUUGCAAGGAGAUCACUUCAAAUAGUCAUCGGUGUGAAUUUGAUAUUAAAGUGGCCCCACCGUAUAAUUUGGAUGACAUCAUAGGAUUUGCUUUUUGUGCUGUUAUUGAGCCCGUUGCAACUAUUGAGUUGGAAGUUUACAUCAUGAGAGGAGAUACCUUCGCCAGUCGUUAUUGGAAUACACGUGCAGCAUUUGAUGAAAUUGAUUCAGAUCAUGUAUGGUUAAGAUACUUAACUACAGAAGAUAUUACGCACCUACGAGCUGUGAGUGUAGAUCAGGGAGAUGAUCAGGGGAUUAUAUGUGAAAGCACUCCAAAUUUAGUAGACAAUCUGAGGAUUAUAUUUGAAAGCAGUGAUCCAAAUUCAGUGAUCUUCAAACGUUGCGGAGUUCAUCUGUUAUACAAACAGCAUGAACAGAAUGCCAAAGAUCAUGCAGGUGUGCCCCAUCAUGAAAAUAUUGAUGUCCAUUUGAAUGCACCCAUUGAAGAUAUUGGAAAUUUAGCAAAUCCAAUGGGUGGAAGUCAGCUUUCUAAGAGGCGUCGUGUUGAUUAUGAUGACUACGAAGACGAUCACAACAUUGAAUCCAACUUGUACACACAACAAAGGAAGCCUGCUUCAACCUUGGAAAUCAAAAUUUAUCUGAGAGACAUCAACACUUGGUACAGGAAAUAUAAUCUUGACCCAUAAUGAUGGCAGAAAGAAGAGUUGUUUUCCAUCUAGAAGACGGACGGACGAAGGGGAACGAAGGCAAUGGUGAUGGCGUCGUGAUGAAGAGAAGUGGGGAUUCUGGGAGGGGGGGCUAGCUGGCAGGGCUUUCUUAACGUAGACAUCGAUUGUGGUUGACUUCAAAUUUGUUUCAAGUGUAUGGAGGAGCAGUUAUGUAAAGUAGUUAUUUUUAUUUUGUAUUUAACUUAAGCUUCAUAUGAAUGAAGUAUUUGGAGGCUCCUC
This is a messenger RNA of Juglans microcarpa x Juglans regia, 1456 nucleotides long. RefSeq lists its product as uncharacterized. The transcript is spliced from 2 exons. The coding region runs from base 56 to 1195 and encodes 379 amino acids. The record is from RefSeq and is a predicted model, not a curated record. Lineage: Eukaryota; Viridiplantae; Streptophyta; Magnoliopsida; Fagales; Juglandaceae.